Molecule: messenger RNA, 864 nt
Organism: Ordospora colligata OC4
Lineage: Eukaryota; Fungi; Microsporidia; Ordosporidae
Exons: 1
Coding region: 1-864 (287 amino acids)
Source: RefSeq, a predicted model, not a curated record
AUGGCACUAACGUACAGGGAAAGACUGGAGUUUCUUGAAGAACUGAAGAGAGGCGCGAUUGACUUGACUGCGGUUGAUCGAAUGGUGGGAUAUGCAGAGGACAGACUUUUGACAAAACCUGUGCUUUUGAGUCUUGUUAAGGAGCUGACGCGACUGGAUGCAUACAUCAGUGUGAUGCACGGGAUUCUGGAACAAGAUGAAUGGGACGAGGUUUUGUCUGAGUAUGAUACGCCGAUUGAGGGGGAGCAUGCAAAGCUGAGAGAGGCGGUUAGAGUUUUUUUGUUUGCCUAUGAGCGUCUCGAAAGGGUGGUCUACGAGUUUGAGACUGAAGAGAUACUGGAUGCGUUUAGGAAGCCGCUUGCAUCGAAGACAUUGAAUGUGCAGUUUCUUUUGUUUAGAGUAUGUAGUGUUAAGCCUUUGAGUGUUUUUAAAUUUUUGUUUGAGUUGGUGGAUGAAAACCCAACUGUAUUUAUUCCGUAUUUAUCGUCGCUUGCAGUAAGAUGUAAGUUUGAUGAGGAGAUUAAGAAGUGCAUUGUUGAUGAGUAUGUGAAUUAUGUAAGGGGACUGAAGAGGAAUGCAAGCAUUCAUGUGGUAGUGGCAUGUCAGUGUCUCUUAUACAUGUCAUGCUUUAUGAAGAGGAUUGUGUGUGAAGCAAGAGAUGAGAUUACCUGGAUGUUUUCUUCAGGGUUGGUUGGAUGCAUGAACAAGAAUGUGGUGAAGAUGUUCUGUGAGAUUUAUGGGUAUGAGUGCAAGGUUUUCCGCAGUUAUGACUAUGACUGUUUGUAUUUUUUCCCGUUUGAUAUGCCUGUGCUGAACGAGGUGUAUGAGAGUGUUGACGAGCUUUACAUCCACUUUGAAAGAUGA